Letharia columbiana is the source of this 1881-nucleotide messenger RNA. RefSeq lists its product as uncharacterized. NCBI's taxonomy places the organism in Eukaryota, Fungi, Ascomycota, Lecanoromycetes, Lecanorales, Parmeliaceae. Bases 1 to 1881 code for a protein of 626 amino acids. Gene Ontology annotation, molecular function: histone deacetylase activity. The transcript has 4 exons. The record is from RefSeq and is a predicted model, not a curated record.
AUGACAUCUUUUGCCCCCGUGGACGUGCAGCUCACGGCGCCAACUGGUGCCGACAAGAAGACCGUUGCGUACUUCUACGAUUCGGACGUGGGCAACUAUGCCUAUGUUGCGGGGCAUCCCAUGAAACCGCACCGAAUUCGAAUGGCUCACAGCCUGAUUAUGAACUAUGGUCUAUACAAAAAGAUGGAGAUCUAUCGCGCCAAACCGGCUUCAAAUCUCGAAAUGACUCAAUUCCACACGGAUGAGUACGUCGAAUUCCUUAAGAAAGUGACGCCAGAUAAUAUGGAAGCAUAUCAAAAAGAGCAAGGCCGUUUCAACGUGGGAGACGACUGCCCAGUCUUUGACGGUCUCUUCGAGUUUUGCGGCAUCAGCGCAGGCGGCAGCAUGGAGGGUGCUGCAAGGUUGAAUCGCGGCAAAUGCGAUGUUGCGGUCAACUGGGCAGGCGGACUCCAUCACGCAAAGAAGAGCGAAGCCAGUGGCUUCUGCUAUAUAAAUGACAUCGUUCUUGGUAUUCUCGAACUUCUCCGCUACAACCAGCGCGUACUUUACAUCGAUAUCGACGUGCAUCAUGGUGACGGGGUUGAAGAAGCCUUCUACACGACGGAUCGAGUCAUGACCGUCUCAUUCCACAAGUAUGGUGAAUACUUUCCCGGUACAGGCGAGCUCCGAGACAUUGGUGUCGGCCAAGGAAAGAACUACUCCGUCAAUUUUCCUUUACGAGACGGUAUCGACGAUAAAUCUUACAAAGCCAUCUUCGAGCCUGUCAUCAAGAAUGUUAUGGAGUAUUACCGACCAGAGGCUAUCGUGCUACAAUGCGGGGGUGACAGUCUGUCAGGGGACCGUCUCGGGUGCUUCAACCUCAGCAUGGCAGGGCACGCGAACUGCGUCAAUUACGUGAAGAGUUUUAAUCUCCCGGUUCUGGUUCUUGGUGGAGGUGGUUACACAAUGAGGAAUGUCUCCCGUACGUGGGCCUAUGAGACAGGUCUCCUUGUGGGGCAGAAGAUGGGGCCUGAGUUGCCGUACAAUGACUAUUACGAGUAUUAUGCACCUGAUUACGAACUGGACGUCAAGCCGUCGAACAUGGACAAUGCAAACUCCAUGGAAUACCUCCAGAAGAUCAAAGUUCAGGUCAUCGAGAAUCUCAAACGCACCACCUUCGCACCUUCCGUUCAAAUGACCGACGUGCCACGUGAUCCGGAGGGUAUGAAUGAUGAAGCUGACGCUGAGCUUGACGAUCUCGACGAGGAUGAGAAUCCUGACUCCAGAUAUACCAAACGCCGAUGGGAUAAAUACAUCGAGAAGGACGGCGAGCUCAGCGAUAGCGAAGAUGAAGACGAGAAUGAAGCCAACGGCGUCCGAAGACAGCCCAAUGCAACUAAAAGACGGCGAAAUAUGAUGGACUACCAAAAUCCGAUGGCCGCAGCUGAUGACAAGGACAUCAGCGGCGUCGUUUCUGCACGAAGUGGUCGCAGUCGCAUCGGCAGUGCGAAUGGAGUGGGCUCACAUACCGCAUCAGAUGCAGAAGGACCUCGUAGUGAUGAGAGCGAAGCCGAAACCUUCGAUGGACCACGGGAAGAUUCUCUGUCCUCAGGCGACCGGGAAGAAGACGAAGACAUCGAUAUGGUUGAUGAGCCAAUAGCCAAUGGGACUGGACCAGCAGCAGGACCACAAGAAGCGACUCCUCCAGACUCACCGCCACCCGUCGCUGCCAAUCCUACCGUCCCGGCGCAUGUAGUUGACGACACAGGCAAUGACGCAAUGGAUGAAGGUGAUACCCUCGACGACCCCGAGUUUGCGAAGGAGGAAGGCCACGAUGAGCGCGAGAAGGAGGAUGUCACGGCUGAAAAGGCAACAGAGGUCGUGGAGCGCUCGGAGCAGUGA